AUGAACUCCUCCCCUCUGAAGAUAGUGACAAAAUUCAUCCGUAUUGGUAUCGCUGACAAGAAUGACAAUCCUCCGUAUUUCGACAAGGCCCUCUAUGAAGCUGAAGUCGACGAAAAUGAAGACAUACAACACACCGUUCUCACUGUCACCGCCAAAGAUCAUGAUGAAUCCUCCCGUAUUCGAUACGAGAUCACAAGCGGUAACAUAGGAGGCGCUUUCGCAGUGAAAAAUAUGACAGGCGCUAUUUAUGUGGCAGGAGCAUUGGAUUACGAGACCAGGAAGAGGUACGAACUGCGUCUAGCAGCGUCAGACAAUCUCAAAGAGAAUUACACUACGGUGGUGAUCCACGUUAAAGACGUCAACGAUAAUCCCCCCGUAUUCGAGCGACCGACUUACAGGACCCAAAUCACGGAAGAAGACGACAGGAACCUGCCGAAAAGCGUUCUGAGGGCGAGUGUCUUAAGGGCAUGA
Phaedon cochleariae (mustard beetle) is the source of this 471-nucleotide messenger RNA. NCBI's taxonomy places the organism in Eukaryota, Metazoa, Arthropoda, Insecta, Coleoptera, Chrysomelidae. The record is from the annotation of a GenBank genome assembly.